Molecule: messenger RNA, 435 nt
Organism: Rotaria sp. Silwood2
Lineage: Eukaryota; Metazoa; Rotifera; Eurotatoria; Philodinida; Philodinidae
Source: the annotation of a GenBank genome assembly
AUGGGCAUUGAUAUUAUAUGGCUUUUACCCAUUCAUCCGAUUGGUAUAUCUAAUCGCAAAGGUUCACUUGGUUCACCGUAUUCGAUAAAAGAUUUUCGUGCCAUCAAUCCAGAAUAUGGUAGAAUGGAUGAUUUUCAUCGUUUAGUCUCAGAAAUUCACCGACUAGGUAUGAGACUCAUGAUUGACAUUGUCUAUCCACACACUAGUCAUGACUGUUCAUGGGUAAAAGAACAUCCAGAAUGGUACAUGAGAGAUGAAAAGGACAAUCCUAUUUCUUUAAUGCCCCAGUGGACAGAUAUUUUGGAUUUGAAAUUCGAAGGAAACGAAACGGCAUUGUGGCCUGAACUAAUUGAUAUACUAAAGUUUUGGUGCGAGUAUGGUGUCGAUGGAUUUCGCAUGGAUGUUGCUUCUUGUGUUCCCAUGGAAUUCUGGUGA